AUGGUUGCCAAAUCUCCGACGUCAAACUCAACGUCAACCAAUACAUCUUCAUUCCUUCGAAUAGUUGUCGUUGGUGGUGGAGGCGUGGGAAAAUCAGCUUUAACAAUUCAAUUCAUCCAGCAAUAUUUCGUGCAAGAUUAUGAUCCAACCAUAGAAGACUCCUACACAAAGCAAUGCUUCGUCGAUGAAGAUCUCUGUCGCUUAGAAGUUUUGGACACAGCUGGACAGGAAGAAUUCAGUACAAUGCGAGAACAAUAUCUCAGAUCUGGCAAUGGCUUUCUCAUCGUCUAUGCUGUUACAGAUCGCAACAGGUUCGUACAGUUGGCGUUAACUUGA
Molecule: messenger RNA, 336 nt
Organism: Auanema sp. JU1783
Lineage: Eukaryota; Metazoa; Nematoda; Chromadorea; Rhabditida; Rhabditidae
Source: the annotation of a GenBank genome assembly